CCGGGACUUGUUGUAGUCAUUUGUAUGUAAACCGUGAAUAAUGAGACCGACACCGCCGUGAUUGCAAAUUGGGUGUAAUUGCAAGUGUAUCGUGUUUACAAAUGUGAUCGCGACUUCAACUCCAGUGUGAACUGUUAGUGAAUCGCAAAAUGUUCGAUCGGCGGCUGCUGUAAUCGGUCGAGAUGAGCGUGUUCGGUGAUUUUCAGCAGGUUUGGGCGCAGAGAUGUCCUGGCAGUGCGCUGCCCAGCGCCUGGGAGGAAGAUAUCCGAGCCAAUCUGGAGAAACACAAGCAGAAAGUGAAGAAUCUGCAGGAAGAACUUGUUAAGGAGGAGACCUAUGUGGAGUAUCUUGAGCGACUAUUGUCCGACAUCGAGAAACGUAAAGAACCCGAAAAUUUGACUGACCAAAAUGUUGAUACACCCAUUUCCCUUAUCUCUGAAACCAUAUCUAAGGAAGCACCUAAAACUGAACCAAGUGCACCACCAUCAGAGUCACCUCAGGAUCAGGAGACUUCUGUUGACAAGUGCAUUAGUGAACUAUCUGCAACAUUGAAGAGCAAGAAGGGAGAUGAACUGAUUGAGGACUUGCAGGAUCCCAGUAGCUUUGUAACUGUCAUUGAAAUCAAUGGACAGAAGAAUAACUUGUCUGCAUCACCACCUUCUCCAGCAACAAAGCAACAACCACCAAUACCACCAGCAAAGCCAAAAGUAAAGCCAGCAUUGAUGAAAGAAGAUUCAACUUCAAUUGGUGGAGGCAGUGUUGAUUCUAUGUUAUCUUCAAAUGAGAAUUUGAAUGCAAUUGAUGAACCCUAUUAUGAUAUUGUUGCACCAGAAACUGAAGGGUCUAUUCUAAAAAGUGGCAGUUCCAGUACUGAAAAUGUAUUUUCCAAUUCAAGUACGUUGCCGCUUCAUGCAAAAAAUAGCAUUCUGAGUGCAGAGAUUGAACCACAAUCGCCUGAACCACAAGGAAAUUACGUUAACAUCGAAUAUUUUAUUCUGAAAAAUGGUGGUCAUGCAAGUGAAGAUGAAGACGAAGCGUUUACAGACGGUGCUCCCAUGCGCCAAGGCAAUGAUAGUGGUUCGUAUGCAAGCUCGAGUUCGCUGGAAUCAUCGACUCCUGCAACACGACGCAAGUUCAGCCAAGUUAGCCAAACUGACAGCGAACGCGGAGAAACAGAACGAUCACAAAUGUACAAGAGUCUUGUUAUGAACAUUAUUGAUAGUGAGACUAAUUAUGUGGAAUGGUUAUAUGUCCUGAUAGUGUACAUGAAGGCAAUUGAAGGGUCUUUGAAAUCAUCACAGCCGGUGAUGUCAAGCACCGAAUACGACACAAUUUUUUACAAAAUACCAGAAAUUCACCAAGUGCAUACUGCAUUUCUAGACGCUUUAAAGAAACAUUCCAAUAACUGGCAUACCAGAGUAGGCGACGCAUUUAAAUUGAUGGCAGCCAAUUUGGAGCUAUAUGGCGCAUUCCUAUCCAACUAUGGUAGGGCGGUUGACACUGCAAAGAAAUGUUCCGAAACAAAUCUACGUUUCGCGGAGAUUUCGAAAAAUAUUACAUGCAAGCAAGUUAGCAAACAGCAAUCUGUGUCGCUGGAAGAGCUACUGCACAAGCCGGUCGCACGCAUGCAGAAAAACACUUUAGUAUUAUACGACCUUGUGAAAUUGACACCGACUACAUCUCCUGAUUACAUCGUCUUCAUGGAGGUGCUGUACGAAGCGCAGAAAUUUUUGGAUCAGUUCAACAUGAUUCAAACCAAGUCCAUGUUCCCGGCCAACGACCGUGCCCAACGACGUCUAGUCAAAAAUUCGUUCAUCGUUGAAAACGUCGACGGCGGCAGAAAAUUGCGACAUUUGUUUCUAUUCAACGAUGUUAUCGCAUGUGCCAAGUAUAAGUCCACGGGUCGCAGCGAGAAGUACACUUUUGAACUGAAAUGGUUUAUUCCAGUCGAGGAUAUUGUCAUUCUCGAGGAGGUAACUGCGAAUCCACACGAAGUUCCCGCUUCGGAGUUGGUUUCGUUGAAAUCGCAGGCAUCAAAUGCUCGCGAUCAAAUACGUCAAGAAGAUAAAAAUGCGGAAGACAAGAAAGGGCGUGUUAGUCGCGGCGGUGAAAAGGUCCGAAAGCGGUUGUUGGAUCUGGAAAGUCAAUUGGUUCUCAAGUUUCCCAACUUAAUGUUCCGCAUUAAGCAAAAGCAAAGUCCGAAGAUUUACACGUUCUUCCAGUCAUCGGAAUUCGAACGCACGCAGUGGAUUGAAACGAUCAACACACUGCAGAAGACAAGCAGACCACCGACGCCAAACAGCAACUUUACUAUGCUGGAAUUACAAACGUGGAUUACCGCAUGUCGGGCAUAUUUAAAGACUAACAUGGGCUCGUAUCUUCUACGAAGUGGUCACGACGAGAGUUUACUUGUUGGCGAUUUGCAUAUCACCGUACAUGACUUGAAGGGAUUACAAUUUGCAGCUGAUGUUUUUAUAUGCAUUGAAGUAGACUUCUACGGUCAUUUUUGUCGUAAAGCUAAAACUAAGAUGAUUUGCAAUACUAGCACUCCGUCGUGGGAUGAAACAUUUGUGAUUGACUUGGAAGGGUGUGAAAACCUACGCAUAUUGAUUUACCGCGAGAAUGGAUCGAACGUUACUCUUAUUGGCAAAUUCACUCAGCAAUUGAGUCGCUUCUGGUUGAAGGAAACCCUAGUCGAACGUAAAAUCAACGUAUCUGGGAUUAUACUGCGCUAUGCUGUCAAGUUUAUGCCGUUUGAGGUAACUUUACGCCGCGUGCCCGGUAAAGGUGGGCCAUUGUUCGGAGAAAAAAUUCAACAAGUUUGCAAGAGACAAAAACGUGAUAUUCCGUUUAUUGUGACUGCGUGUGUUCGAGAAGUUGAAAGACGUGGCAUGUCGGAAGUUGGCAUAUAUCGCGUGUCAGGGUCUGCUUCUGAUUUGGCCAAAUUGAAGAAAUCAUUUGAAUCAAAUUCAUAUGAGGCUGAACAAUUUCUGAAAGAAGUUGACAUACAUUCCGUAACGGGCAUUCUGCGUUCAUACUUGCGCGAGUUACCAGAAGCAUUAUUUACUGACUCAUUGUAUCCGGUACUGUUGGAUACUUUUAACAAAUCUAACGAAAAUCUAACAAAACGUACUGAACUUUUGCGUGAAAACUUUAAGAAACUGCCAAAGGAAAACCAAGCAACAAUUGAGUAUAUAUUAGACCAUUUGAUAAAGAUAUUUAAACACGAAAACGAGAACAAAAUGUCGUUGCACAAUUUGGCCACCGUAUUCGGACCGACUUUACUACGUCCAGGCGGUAAGCUCGACAAACAGAAGAGUCAAUUGGCUUCCGAAACAAUAGACGUGAUGGCACAGGCCGGUAUUUUGUACUGUUUUUUACAAGAUAGAAGGACGGACUGCUAGAACAUCGUGCCUUCGUAUUUUAUUAUAAUCUAAAUAUUUAUACAGUCACACCUAUACACACGCAAAUUUGUACAAUGAAGAACGCUACCAAUCGUAAUACUUUAUUUCCAGUACUAUUAUCUUUAAGUAGAUCGUUACACUACUGUAUUGAUAUGAUAAGUACUAUUCCAUAGAUGAUAAUUAAUUCGCGGGACAACCGUAGUUCGCAAUAUGAGUAAAACAAUGUCUUGUAAUAUGAGUGUAGUAUGUUUAGUCUAAAAUAGGUAUAAUUUAUAUGUUAUUAGACGACGUAUCUUUAUUUAUACAUAUGUUAAUUAUGUAUCAUUUAGUAUCGAUUUAGAACUGAGCUAUACGCGAUCAAGCUUUUUUUCUUUUCGUUAUCACCGAUAUUUUUUUCUAAUGUUUGAUUAAAGAAAAACGAUUCAACGCAAGACUGAGAAGUGAAACAUAAUGGAAACCAACCAAGGAAAAUAUGAUAGCUAUUCCCUCCAAAUCUAUUAUUAAUCAGUAAUACAUCUAAUGUUUUCUAUUUUUCGUUUUGUAAUCAUUCGACUGUCGAAGCUGCAGCUCUUGGGAAUUACGAGGAAAAUGCCAGGAGGCUUAUUUAAUUUGGUUUAUAGAUUGGAUCAUGUGAAUUGUACUAGUGCAUUUUAUGUCACAUAAAUAAUUGUAAAUUUCUAUCAUGAUUUGUCUGCCAAAUAAAGGGAAAAUCGCAAAAUAAA
This is a messenger RNA of Dalotia coriaria, 4126 nucleotides long. RefSeq names its product Rho GTPase activating protein at 1A (gene RhoGAP1A). The transcript is spliced from 11 exons. Lineage: Eukaryota; Metazoa; Arthropoda; Insecta; Coleoptera; Staphylinidae. Bases 183 to 3404 code for a protein of 1073 amino acids. The record is from RefSeq and is a predicted model, not a curated record. Gene Ontology annotation, cellular component: membrane. Gene Ontology annotation, molecular function: guanyl-nucleotide exchange factor activity; GTPase activator activity. Gene Ontology annotation, biological process: positive regulation of GTPase activity; intracellular signal transduction.